This is a messenger RNA of Hydatigera taeniaeformis, 1533 nucleotides long. The record is from the annotation of a GenBank genome assembly. Lineage: Eukaryota; Metazoa; Platyhelminthes; Cestoda; Cyclophyllidea; Taeniidae.
AUGGCAACGUCCGCAAGUAGGCGCGGUAAUUUCUUUGGGAAGGAGAAUAUAACCACUGUUGAUGCUCCAAAAUCCUCGAUGAAAGAUGUCAUUACUGACAAGGUCUCCAAGUAUGACCAGGAGAACCACCUAAAUGGAUUGAAGAAUGGUUCUGCCAAUAGUAUUCCUGAUUCUUACGUUGGUUACUCAAAUAUUCCGAACCAUGUAAAUGCGUACAUUUGGACUGACGCCAUGAAGGCUUUUAGGCGUGCUGUACGACAAGGUUUUGACUUCAACCUGAUGGUUGUGGGUGAAACUGGGCUAGGCAAAUCUACCUUUAUUAACACUCUCUUCCUAACUGACGUUUACGGCCCUGAUUAUCCGGGUCCUUCAAUGAAAGCUAAGGGAGUGAUGAAAGUGCGUUCUACCACUGUCUUGCUGCAGGAGGACGGUGUUACUUUGCGCUUGUCGGUCAUUGACACUCCUGGAUUCGGAGAAUGUGUGGACAAUACUGAAUGCUGGAAGCCGAUCGUUAACUACAUUGAAGCUAGAUUUGAUGACUAUAUGACUGCAGAAGGACGCGUUUUCCGUGAUUCAAGAAAGAUUGCAGACACGCGUGUCCACGCUUGCCUGUAUUUUCUUGCUCCAACGGGUCACCGACUUAAGAGCUUAGAUAUCGAGUGUCUCAAACGAAUUCAAGAUAAAGUAAAUGUCAUCCCUGUCAUUGGAAAAGCGGACUGCCUCACACCGGAAGAAUGCAAGGAGUUUAAGAAAAAUAUUCUAGCGGAUCUACAACAGCAUCAAAUCAAAAUAUACGACUUCGUUGAGGGUGAUAAGACCAAUGCCGAGGGACAGUAUUCUUUCACAGGCGAGACGAAGAUGGACUCAGAGAGGAGUCGGAUGCGGGGCCUGCGAGACCGCAUUCCUUUUGCAGUAGUGGGUGCCAACACCUACAUAACUAACACCGCGGGCCAUCGAGUACGCGCUCGCACCUAUCCCUGGGGCACGGUUGAGGUAGAAAAUGUGGAGCACAACGACUUCGCUGUCCUUAGUUAUUACCUCAUCCAGAUGCAGAUGCAGAAUCUGCGUGAGGUGACCCACCGCCAGCAUUAUGAGAACUACCGUGCUUCGAAGUUGUCAGGCAUUGCGCAAGACAGUAACUUCAAGACUCAUGACGGUCAGGAUCCCAUGAUGCUGAUGGAUGCGGAGAAGCGUGAACACGAGCAGAAAUUGCGUAAAAUGGAGGCCGAUAUGGAGGCUGUCUUCGCUCAGAAGGUGGCAGAGAAGAGUCAGAAGCAGAAGGAGUUCGAGGCGGACCUGGUGCGUCGAGCAGAGCAAAUGCGAGAGCAGCUGAGGCAGGAAGAGGCGGCGCACGAGGUGGAGCGCCGUGCCUUCGAGGAGCAGAAGGCGCGCUGGGAGGAAGCUUGGCGUGAGUGGGACAUAGGCGCUGAUUUGGCCCACAGCACCGCCGGGGGCGGUCUCGGCGAACGCGUCCUUUCAGAGGUCAUUAAGGAGCGCAGUAAGACCGAGAAGAAACGCAAAGGUCUCUUUUGA